GCGCUCAGGUGGCCGUGAAGGGACAACAGCAAAGGUAACCAACGAGAAUCCCCGGGCCGUGAGAUGCACGUGCGUACGCUUCCUCCCUCGAGCUCGAAGUGGUCAGCUCGAACGGUCCAUGUCGAUCUCUAAAAUUUCUGCGAUGUGAAUCGGUGAAAUUAUGAAUGCAAUGGCCUUGCGAUCCUCUUGUCUUUUCUCUGGUUUCACUGCUUCGCGGGAUAGUAAUAGUGCGCGUUCAAUGGAGUGAUCAAUUUGGAGAGAGAGAGAGAGAGAGAGAGAGAGAGGGGUUUCCAUGGAGAGAAGCGAGAUUCGUCGGAAGAUGCCUAACGGGAAGAGGCCUCACUUCUUCGAGAUUUAUUCCUCUUCUUUGAGCUCUAGAAGGCUGAAAAUACCAGAUAAAUUUGUCGAGCACAUGGAAGGACGGACGUCCGGGUUGGCUCUGUUAGAAGGUCCAAGCGGUAACACUUGGCAUGUCGAGUUGAUUCAGGAGAAUCAUGAAUUGUUCCUCAACUCUGGCUGGCAUUCGUUUGUAAAGGACCACUCUAUUGUAUCCGGCGACCUUUUGGUGUUCCGGCAUGAUGGUAAUCUGCACUUUUAUGUGCAAGUUUUUGAACAGAGCUCGUGUGAAAAAGAAGCUGCAUUUCAUGCCAUGUGCAGUCAAGAUCCUAGUAGUUGUAGGCAAAAUGGGGAAAGGAAUGUUGAAAAAGAUGAGUUCGCUUAUUGUUCAAACAUUGUUUAUGAGAGCCACCAAUCCAGAGCGUGUGCCCGUGAUGAUAAGCUUGGCUGGAAACAGGAUGCGGUCACAAGUGCACAGCAUUGUGGCACAAGUAUAGUCAGAGAGAUCCCGUAUGACAAUCUUGUUUUGUCUUCUAAAACACAAGUUUAUGAAGAAUCACCUGAUAUCAGGAAUAGAUUCAGCAGAGGAGAUCAUUCAAGUUUGUCCACGAGCUCUCACGUUUUAAAGUCAUUAUCUGAAGAAGAGAGAAAAGUGGCUCAAUCAUUCAGUUCGCGCUUUCCAUAUUUUGUCAGAAUUAUGAAAAGGUUCAACGUUAGUGGCUCCUAUACACUGAAUAUACCAUAUCAGUUUUCAAUGGAGCACCUACCAGAAAGCAAAAUAACUAUAGUUCUACGCAAUCUGAAAGGAGAAUCUUGGACUGUAAAUUCAGUCCCCACAACCAGAGUGCACACUAGCCAUACCUUCUGUGGAGGUUGGAUGGCCUUUGUUCGUGCUAAUAGCAUUGAAUUGGAAGAUGUCUGCGUUUUUGAGCUGGUCCGCACAUGUGAAAUGCGAGUCCAUAUUCUCGGGGUUGCACAGGGCAGGGCAGACAGCCAAAGUGUGAAGAAAGCUUUAACCUGGUUAGAUGUCAGAAAUACUGCCACUUUACAGGCAGGUCGAGAAAAUAUAUCAAAGAAAAGGAAAAGAAAAUCUACAAAAGUUAGUUCACAAAUAGUCGAGAAGGUGAAGAGAAUGCUUCAAGAAGCCUCUUCCUCUGACAUGAAGAAGCAUGCUGGUGCAAUCAAGGUUUCAAGCAAUGCAUCAAAAACCAGCAAUGGAAAGUCUGCUAUCAUCGUUGGAGCCAGCAAUGGAACUGCACGCAGUUCGCAGAAUGCAGAUUGUUUGUCAGCAAUGUUAUCCCUCCAAGAAGAUAGAGUUGCUCGGUCUUUUGCUUCAAGCUUCCCUAAAUUUGUUCGGAUUAUGAAAAGAUUCAAUGUCAGUGGUUCAUAUACGCUGAAAAUUCCGCACCAGUUUUCGAUGGAUCAUCUUCCCAUAUGCAAAACAGAGAUAGUCCUUAGAAACUUAGAAGGGAAGUCUUGGACAGUGAAUUCGGUGCCAGAUUCCAAGGGGCGGAUGUUGCACACUUUUUGUGGAGGCUGGUUAUCUUUUGUCCGUGGCAAUGGCAUCAAAAUUGGAGACAUCUGCAUAUUUGAGCUUGUGGGAAAACUUGAGAUGCGUGUGCACAUAUCUGAGGCCGGAAAGAAGGAACAAGCUCAACAACAUGGAAAGGUAGAUGGGAUUCUAGUUCCUGUAGCAGUAUCAGUGGAUAAGUAAUCUCUCUCUUUAUACACAUGAAAGGAGCUCAAGCAACUGCAUAAAGUUCAUUUGUUUAUUGCAGGAAUUGGCAACAUUUUCAAGGAGAUAAUGUACAUUUUUACUGGAGAACAAAUAGAUGAUGGAAGUGUCUCCAGUAGCUAAUUAGGCAAGGCCAGUGAGGGCACCUUCGGUGGUUCUUUGUAAGUCCAAUCAUGUAAUGUUGAUACACAUUGGAAUAGGUUCACCAAGAAUUUACUUUCUGUUUUGGUAGUCAGACACUAACAAUGAAAUGUUGUAAAUGGUGUUAAUCUUGUUGUGUUGUACUUUGUAGGAAUGACUUUUAGAACCAUCACUGGCCCAGGAGAAAUGUGAUUGCUACUCUGCUUCUGCAGUUGACUU
Messenger RNA from Rhodamnia argentea, 2431 nucleotides. RefSeq names its product B3 domain-containing protein Os01g0723500-like. NCBI's taxonomy places the organism in Eukaryota, Viridiplantae, Streptophyta, Magnoliopsida, Myrtales, Myrtaceae. The coding region runs from base 293 to 2050 and encodes 585 amino acids. The transcript has 8 exons. Gene Ontology annotation, molecular function: DNA binding. The record is from RefSeq and is a predicted model, not a curated record.